AGAUAUUUCUAUUAUUUCUUCACCGUUCCUUGGCAGCCCACUUCCUCUUCCGUUAUGUCAACAUACAUCCCACCGAUCAUAUACUGGAGACUACGCACUCUCUACAGUCUGCCCCGGGAGUAAGCAUGAGACUUUUCAUCCUGCUUUUAUUUUGCUUUCAAGGAGAUGUCUACAGUAAAGAUGACCAGACCUACUGUACAGAGCAACCUGACUCCAUUAUGGUAGAUGUGGGGGCAUCGGUGACCAUCCCUUGCAACUUCUCCUAUCCUAAGAAUGGUUAUCCGGGAGAGGUGAGAGUGUACUGGAGACAGGCAAAAGGAGGUAGAUGUGGAAAUAAUGAAAUCAUUUACAGUCACACUGAGAAGAGGACAAAAGCAGACUAUAGAGGACGGAUCAGUAUGGAGGGAAAUCCAGAGCUGGAGAGAACAGCGACAAUCAGAAUCCAGAUGCUAAAGGAAACGGAUGGACCCCUGUUCUGCUGUAAGAUCUCACUUUACAGUUAUGGGCAACCAAAGGAAACAUGGCAGAACCAACAUGGGACCUAUAUAAAGUUCAAAGGCCAGUUUUAUGUAGAACAGCCGGAUGUUGUCCCUGCUGUGAUUGGAGAAGAUAUCUCCAUACCGUGUGCUCUUCAUAAUAAAUUAUCUGAUGCUAUAGAGGAGAUCAUCUGGAGAGUAGGAACAAGUGAUCUGUGUAAUGAAAAUGAUGAAUUUUUAAUAUGGAAUACAGAAAAUAUAACACAAAGGGUUGGACGAUGGAGAUUACAAAAAUCGGAGAAUAUCUUCCUAUUACACAUAGAGAGUGUUAAACAUUCUGACAUUCAGCAAUACUGCUGUGAGGUGAAGACAAAAACAGGAUCAGAUGGACGGUCAUCUAACCACGGCACCCAGCUAGUGAUAGCAGAUUUUUUUUCCCCAGAUCAGAAUGGUCCCGAGUUCACAGUCACUCAGUCUGAAAAUAUAUUGGCCAAUGAAGGACCCUCUGUCAUCAUCAAUUGCUCAUACACCGUCCCACCAGACCGAAACCUUCUGUGGAGUGGAGUUUUCUGGAGAGUGGGCAGCCCAACAGGACCCUACGCCUAUCACCCCUCUGAUCUGAUGGUUCAUCCCAGUUACAGAGGAAGAACUCAGCUAAGUGAAUUGGCUGAUCUCCAAAUAAACGGGGUCCAAGAUUCAGAUGCCACCACCUAUUACUGCUUUGUGAUGCUGAAAUUUUGUAUUGGAACCAACAAGUCCAACUCAGUGCUGAAAUACGGGAGUGGGACACAAUUAAAUCGAAAUGUAAAAAAUCUGACCUCCACAGAUUUCACAGGUCAGCAAACUGUAAUACUUGCAGCUUAUUUUGGGAUCAAAAUCUUUUUACUUGUACUGAGUAUAAUACUGUGUGCCAUUUAUGUGAAGAGAAAGUGACCACACCAAAGUCCAAAUUGAAUGAAUCCGAGGAGAGCAGCUUGGACUCAGGACACCUGAAAAAACAGCUGUAAAUUGUACAUUUGGGGUUAUGGGGUCUCUAUUCUGUUUCUGGGAAAUUUGUUUAAAAGACAACAAUGUGAAGCCCCCUUUGUUAGUGGCUCAGCGGAUUUGCGCGGUGUCUGAGGUCCCCUGUGUCCUGGUUGGUACUCCCCUGGGCCUUUCAUAUAGAAACAGUAGCACCUUGGUGGCUGAUAAGAAAUCUAAAUGUAUCUGAUAUGAUAGGGUUAUCCUUCCAUGCUACUUCUCUAUUAAAGGGAGGGUUCACAGUUUAAUCCCUUAGU
Messenger RNA from Rana temporaria (common frog), 1753 nucleotides. RefSeq lists its product as uncharacterized. The record is from RefSeq and is a predicted model, not a curated record. Gene Ontology annotation, cellular component: external side of plasma membrane. The transcript has 5 exons. Gene Ontology annotation, biological process: T cell costimulation; cell surface receptor signaling pathway; negative regulation of T cell proliferation. Bases 126 to 1409 code for a protein of 427 amino acids. NCBI's taxonomy places the organism in Eukaryota, Metazoa, Chordata, Amphibia, Anura, Ranidae.